Symbiodinium pilosum is the source of this 774-nucleotide messenger RNA. The record is from the annotation of a GenBank genome assembly. NCBI's taxonomy places the organism in Eukaryota, Dinophyceae, Suessiales, Symbiodiniaceae.
AUGAAGGACUGUGCGUUGCUUCUUGUUGACAUCUUCCUGCAGAAUCCCGCAAGCAUUGUGAACUUGGUCACGCAGCUGGCACAGCUUUCAGUGCCUGUGGAUCCAGCUCUGCCGGAGUCCUUUGAGGGAUACCUGGCGGUGGUGGACGCCAUCUUUGGCUUCUCCUUCAACGGGGCCGUGCGGGCACCGUUUGAUGAUGUGCUCAGGAGACUGGCUAUGCCUGGCACUCCGCUGGUCAUAUCUGUCGACAUCCCCUCUGGCUGGGAUGUCGAGAAGGGUCCUCCAGCUGAGGGCGUUUGCCUGCAACCAAGUGCUACUCAAUUUGCUUCUGUACCUCGAGAGCCACCGGGAACCAAGCUGCUGCAGCACUUUCGGGACAUUAUUCGCAUGCAGGGCUACAGGGGCCUCUGGCGUGGCUCUGCAACCCAUGUGACAGCCACAUGCUUGGGUGGCGUCGCCCGCCUCAGUGCCCUUCGCACGACCCAAAUGUGGGUCAUGCCGGGUGGUGAUCGCCACUACCAGGGCUUUGAAGGAUACCUUCGCAGGUGCUCCUUUCUAUUCAUGUCCGGCGCAGGGGCGCUUGCGCUGGUGUACCCCUUGGAUGUAGCAUACACCUGCUUGUCUGCAGAUAAUGCAAGCAAACGUCACUUCCAGGGAGUCUUCCACUUUUGCAGACUUGCCGCGCGCGAGCAUGGCGUGCUCAGCCUCUAUCGGGGUCUCCCACUGGGGCUCUUCACGGCCUUCCCCUUUAUCUGCAUUGCAACAGGCCUGCAU